AUGAGUCUGGCAUGCCUUGUAUGCCACGGCGUAGAAAGCCCGUCUCAUUCGUUUAGAAGCUACUCGGUUUCGAGCUCCGAAAAUGAGGGCAGAUGCUCGGCAAUGGCUAGUUGCUUGACCCGAAAGACUUCACUCCCUCACCACAGGACCAAUCACAGCAUAACUUCAUCUAAGGUGAUGCCACAGCCCACCAUUCCAGGUAAUGGGGCCCCAAGGCUAGUCCGGAGCCAUGCUGUAAGGAGGGAUAUCGUGAGGGAUUGGAAUUUUGACGAGGUUCAUUUAGAACGUUAG
Molecule: messenger RNA, 291 nt
Organism: Striga hermonthica
Lineage: Eukaryota; Viridiplantae; Streptophyta; Magnoliopsida; Lamiales; Orobanchaceae
Source: the annotation of a GenBank genome assembly